Molecule: messenger RNA, 573 nt
Organism: Stegodyphus dumicola
Lineage: Eukaryota; Metazoa; Arthropoda; Arachnida; Araneae; Eresidae
Product: coiled-coil domain-containing protein 1-like
Source: RefSeq, a predicted model, not a curated record
AUGAUCACAUUUCCACCUGAUCUUUCACAAAUCUCAAAAUCGGAAAUUCUCGAAGAAGUUCAACAUAUCAUUACUCCUCACAAACCACACAAAGUUGACACAAUUAUGAAAGAUUUUCAGGGAAUAAAAGAAAAUGAAAAUCAGUUGAAGAAAACAGUUAAGGAAAAUGAUAAUGAUGCUGCACGUGACGAUUUAGAAUUGGAUUUAGAUGAUGAGAAUUUGGAUUUGGAUGAUCACGAUAACAAAGAGGAUGCUAAUACCAAUCAUGGAACUCAUGACGAUGAUGUUGAUGAAGAUGGUGAUGACGCAGACGACGACAUGGAUCAAGAUCAUGAUAUUGAUGAUGAUGACAAUCAUAACGCUAAUGUUGCUGAUGAUGAUGAUGGCACUCCUGAAGCUAAUGAAGAUAGUGAUAAUGAUGUUGAUCAAGUUGACGUUACUGUUGUUGAUGAAGAUCAUGUCAAUGAAGAUGAUGAUGAUGACAGUCAUAAAGCUAAGGAUGAUGAUGUCGAAAAUGAUCCAAGUGUGCAGAAUACUGAAGAAACUGUGAAAAAGAAACUGAAUCAAUUUUAA